This is a messenger RNA of Paramacrobiotus metropolitanus, 2236 nucleotides long. Its product is annotated as transmembrane protease serine 9-like. The record is from RefSeq and is a predicted model, not a curated record. The transcript is spliced from 7 exons. Gene Ontology annotation, molecular function: serine-type endopeptidase activity. Gene Ontology annotation, biological process: proteolysis. NCBI's taxonomy places the organism in Eukaryota, Metazoa, Tardigrada, Eutardigrada, Parachela, Macrobiotidae. Bases 714 to 2105 code for a protein of 463 amino acids.
GUAUUGGUUGGUGGCCCAGGUGGUGGCGACGCGGCAGCCGGCGGCACGGUGGCCGGUGGCCCGGUGGCCUGGCUGGCCGAAACGGCGUGCGUAUUAUGUGGCAACCAGUGGUAAUCGUAAUCGUUCGCAGUGACUAUAACAAAAAUUUAUGUGGUAAACGGUUCGCGUCAGCGGAUUCGUGCGGAAUGUGUUGAUUACCAAGACACAGCAGUCCCAAUAGGGAAACUAUCCUAACGUUUUGCAGCAUGUUUGCCAAUAUCUAACGUCUUCUUCGGACACUGAAACGACUGAUGUAACUUCAAUGCAGAAGGCGAGUCUAACAGUCAUCGAUAAGAAUCGCGCAGCUAUAACUGAUCUCCAUCAUUCCUUUACUGACGCUCGUCACAGUGGACAACGUUCGACGAAAAGCGCGUGUAUAUAUCGGGAAAUGACGUGCCUCGAUUCGAUGAAGGGGACGAGCCGUGUGACGCGACUUCCCACUGUCCAACAGGUCCAGAGGGAGCGGUGUUAGGCCGGCGAGUGGACUGACGGGAAGCGCUGCAUGUAUGCAACGGUUGUGAGAUUCAUCUUCUCCACACAACCGCACAAAAUCCUUCAGGGAAGUUACGAGCGUAACGUUCAUAUAUUAUUAUAAAACGAUUAUAAAAGGCUGUAUGUUGCGGCAGUAAACCAGCACGUCAGUUGGUGGUGUUUCGGAUAUUUUAAAGGCUAACAUGUUCCGGAAAUCGGGAUUGUGUGUCCUUUGGUGUUACGCGCUCGUCAGUUGUUUUGGCGGAGCGAUCUCGGAUGAUGAUUACGGCCCUGGAAGCGAUGAUACCGUCUUGUCGGCGACCGGCGAUAUGGAGUUUGUGGACGUGGGCCCAGCCGUCCCCAUGUCAACGGACGGAGCAGCAGCCGAUUAUCCCGAUACACCGGCGCCGGCCGUCUUCGGCAGUGGUGCUCCUGCCCCCGAUUAUCCCGAGCCUGCGCCCUCUCCCGGAAACACGCAGCUGCAGGCUGGCGCGUCGGAUGAUUAUCCAGAUGUGACGCAGAGUGCCGUGAAAGCGGGCGGUGACUAUGACACGCCAGUUAAGGCCCCGGAUCAGUACGGCGACGAAGUCGAUGUUGUGGACGACUCCAAGAACAAGAACGUUGUGAAAAUUAUAAAUGGCAUCGUGGUGCCGGAGAAUGAAUUCAACUUCAUCGUCAGUCUGCGCAAAGACGGUCAUCAUAACUGCGGUGGCUACGUGCUUCUUGAUCGCAAGUCCAUCAUCACCGCCGCGCACUGCGUGCACCGACAUGGAGUAAUCUACCCGGCUUCGAUACUCAGCGUCGCCGUGGGCACGCAUAAACUGUCGGCCGUCACCGCGGCCAACAUCAUCCAGGUCAGCCAGGUCUUCGUCCAUCCGCAGUGGAGCGAGAACGCGAUCCUCAACGACAUUGCCGUCCUGCGUCUGGCUGGCAGCAUCAGCAGCACCCUCCGAGUCACCACCGUCAAACUGCCGCCGGUCGACCGCGAACCAGAUGUCGGGCGGCCGCUGGAGACCGCCGGCUGGGGCCGCAUCACGCCGGGCCCCAAUGAGCGCGCCUCCUCCGACGUCCUGCUGAAGGCCACACUGAAGCUCGUCGACCGCACCGUCUGCUCGCAAAAGCUGAGCCGGCCAUCCCGCAAUCCCAUUCCCGCCAGUCAGAUCUGUACGGAGAACGAUCAAGCGGGCACCUGCCAGGGUGAUAGUGGUGGACCCCUUAUCAACCGCCUACCGGGAGGAGACUAUUUGGUUGGACUGACCAGCUAUGGACCUGAAGGAUGCAUUCUCCGCACAGCGGACGCCUUCACCAAGGUCAGCCACUUCAUCGACUGGAUCAACAACCCGGCCAACGGACCAGCCCAGCGCCCCCCGCCGCUCCGGUACCCGCACCCGGGGGUGGUGUCCCCGGAAUCCCGGGACCCCCACCCAGCGGGGGCAACCCUGGCGGAUUCCCGGGUUCCCCAGCCCCAGGGACUCCUGACUGUGGUGGCGGUUGUACCGUGGGAUGCGGUCCUGGCGGACUCGCCGUGGUCGUCGUGCUGCCGAAUGCGCCGACCGGCAGCUGCCAGCGGAUGCCGGGCCGGGGACUGGGGCUGAUGUGCAGCGGUCGCGGAACACCGUCGGGCGGUGCCCGCUGCCACUUUACGGGGCACGGUAUCCGCUGUGUCCGCAGCGGAUUCCUGGGACUGUAUUCCAGCGGUGACGAGGCGCCGUGUUUUAACUACGAA